Molecule: messenger RNA, 4168 nt
Organism: Harpia harpyja (harpy eagle)
Lineage: Eukaryota; Metazoa; Chordata; Aves; Accipitriformes; Accipitridae
Gene: FEV
Product: FEV transcription factor, ETS family member
Exons: 2
Coding region: 1346-3025 (559 amino acids)
Biological process (GO): regulation of transcription by RNA polymerase II; cell differentiation
Cellular component (GO): nucleus
Molecular function (GO): DNA-binding transcription factor activity, RNA polymerase II-specific; sequence-specific DNA binding
Source: RefSeq, a predicted model, not a curated record
AAUUCAGCUAAGUCUGGCGUGAGAGCUCAUCCUUUUACUAGACAUCAAUGAAACACCGCAGGAGAGGUCAUGGGCUGAUGGGCAGCUUGGCUGUAUGGCAUUGGACUCAUGGAGCAGAGUUAGUGCCUGCUGCUGGCACACUGCCUGGCUGCCUCAAGCUGUGGGGUGACGGCAGAGUGUUGGUUCUUGGCCGGGGGGACAUUGAUCUUCAAUGGUUCUGUACCCCCAGCCGAGAGCUGAACCUCUGCCAUCACCCCACAGCUGCAUGUAGCAGCUGGAACCAUGGGUGAUGGGGAAAAACCUGGCCAGAUGUGCCUUUUGGGAGCCGAGAUCACCCCAGACCCUUUCCCUGUUACAGAUUUCUCCCCCAAUCACCCUUCUGUCUUCACAACACCCAGGGCUGCCCAGGACGAGCUGGUGGCAAUGGGGCUAUGCAUGUUUGGGCGGGUGUUGGGGGUCACCCAGCUUCUACAGGUCCUAAUAAAGUUGGGCAAGAGAUCGGGACAGGGCUGGGGACCCCAGAAUGGUCACAGGCUUAACCCUCCCCGAGGUAGGGACUGUCCAGAAGGGCAUGGAGAAGCCAGGGAGGUGGCAGAGCUGUGGUAUAUCCUGGUGCCACCAACUGCUGGAGAUGCACUUACCCAGCCCAGAGCUCUGGGCACUGCAAAGAGAUCCCAUCACCGGUGUCCUGGAACUGGAGGGACAUGGUGGGGACCCAACCGACCCACCCCAGGGCUCUGGGAGCUGCAAGGGGACCCCAGGACUGUGCCGAGGACCCCGGAGCUGGGGAAAGGGCAGGCACGGAGCCCCACGGCCGGCAGCGCGGGUGGCUCGGAGGGCCGGAGGCGGGUGGGACGAUGCCGAUGCCGAGCGGUGAGAUGCAGAGGGCCCGGGCGAUGCCGGCAGCGUGGGGACCGCCGUGCCCGCCGGGGGUGGUGGUGGUGGGAGGCCGGGCCCGGGCGGUCUCCAGGCAGUGUCCGAGCCCCGCUCCCAGCUGGGAUGGCAGCGCCGUGUUUGCGAAGAGUUAAGGAGGCGGAAGAGGCAGGAAGCGGCCCGAGCUGCUCUCCAUAGAAACCCGCGGCCGUGAUUAAAGUCUGAUGCGGGCCCGAUAGCGGGGAGGGGGGGGGGUGAGGGGGGGGGGCAGCGCCCGCUUUAAUUACAGCGGAGGAAAUUGCUGGAGCCGGGGCCCCGAGCCCCUGCGAGUUGCCUGGAAACUCCCCCCCCACCCCCGCCUCCCCCGGCCCCUGCCCGUCCCCUGCCCGUCCCGCUGCCAUUUAUUCGCCAUCAGCUGCUCCCUGAUAAAGUGGAAUAAUAAUAAUAAUAAUAGGGGCAGGAAUAUUAAAACAUGCAGCCCGCGGGCCGCCCCCACAGCUGCCAUGAGACACGGCGCCGGAGCGGUGCCACUGCUGCUCAACAUGUACCUGCCAGGUACGGGCGGACCCCCCCGGCCGCUGCCCCGCCGCAGCGCCGUGCACCGCACAGCACCCGGCCCCCGCCCGCCCUGCCCCGCCGCUGCCCCGGGGCCCUUCUCUGUCCCGUCUCCCUCCAGAGCCCACCCUGCCUUCCCCUCUCCCUCCGCCCGUCCUCCCUUCCUGCCUUCCAGCCCUCCAACCAUCCCUUGCUUCUUCCUUCCAGCCGUCCCCACAGCCUUCCACGCCCGCACACCCGUCCUCCCUUCCAUCCUCCAUCCGCCCACCGUCCCCCUGUCCUUCCACCCCUCCAUCCACCCUUCUGUCCUUCCAACCCAUUCUUCUACCCACCCACCCACCCUUCCCCUGUGCUUCCAUCCAUAUUUCCGUGCCACCCACUUGUCCCUCUGUCCCUCUCUCUGUCCCCGCUACCAGCCAUCCCUUCCAUCUACUCUCUGUCCCUUCCAUCAGCCCAUUCUUCCACCGUCUUACCCAUUACCUGCCCUUCCUUCCAUCCUUCCACCUCUCGCCCUUCCUUCUCUCUUUCUUAUCCUUCCCUCCAUCUACCCACCCAUCCUCCCUUCUGUCCUUCCAUCCAUCCACCCAUCUCUCCUUCCUUCCUUCCAUCCGCCUCUCCAUCCCUCUCUCCUUUCCCCAGCCGUCUGUUCCCCAAACACCAACACUCGUCCUUCCUUCCACCCGCCGCUCCUGCCACCCAUCCUUCCACCCCACCCGCCUCCUCUCCCUCUCCCCCCUGCCCCGCAGCUCUCUCCCUCUGUCCCUCUCUCCUCCCUACCCCAGCCCGCGGGAUUUUCUAUUCCUAUUUAAAAGCUUCCCCGGCUCGGUCGGAAAUCGGAUUUCCUUUUUCCUGGACGCGUUUCCUGGCUUCGCCGCGGCGGCGGGGCAGGCGAGGGGGAGCGGCCGGGGGCUGCGGGGAGGCUGCCCGCGGGUGGGCGCCGGGGGGUCGCGGGUCCCGCCUGGCUCCAGCCCCCCCUCCACCCCCACCCGCGCCCCUUUUUCCCCCCCCAGAUCCAGUCGGGGAAACUUUGUUCAAAGACGGGAAGAGCCAGGCGUGGGGGUCUCUCAGCCCCGGCGUGCAGAAAGGCAGCGGGCAGAUCCAGCUGUGGCAGUUCCUGCUGGAGCUGCUCUCCGACCGGGCCAACCUGAACUGCAUCGCCUGGGAAGGCACAAACGGGGAGUUCAAGCUGAUCGACCCCGAUGAGGUAGCACGGCGCUGGGGUGAGCGGAAGAGCAAACCCAACAUGAAUUACGACAAGCUGAGCCGGGCACUGCGCUACUACUACGACAAGAACAUCAUGACCAAGGUCCACGGCAAGCGUUAUGCUUACAAGUUCGACUUCCACGGGCUGGCGCAGGUGUGCCAGCCGUCCGCCCCCGAUCACACCCUCUACAAAUUUCAGGGCAACCUGGCCCCGCUGCCCUUCUCGGGCAUCUCCAAACUCAACCUCAUGACCUCGGGGGUGACGCCGGCUGGCUUCUCCUACUGGCCUGGCUCUAGCCCAUCCCUCUACCCUGGGCACGGGCUCCAGCCCUCUGCCCCGUUCAGCGCCAUGGCAGCCUCCCACCUCAACAACAUGAAUAACCAUUACCAUUAGAGGCUCGGCUGCGCCAGGCAGACCUCCCCAUCCCCGGCAGCAUGGGGCUGUGGAGCUGGGGAGCUCAGCAGGGAGGGAUGGGUGGGUGGGAUCGUGCCCUGCUCUCAGUUGCCCCCUUUCAGAUUUGGAGAGUUGCAUGGGGGGUGAGGGGUGCUUGCAGGGUAGCUGGGUUGGUUCCCUGAUGUGGGUGGCUGGAGGAGAGACGCCAUCUAAAUUUAGGGUGAGGAGGGAUCCAUGAUCCUGGGAACGGAUGUGGAUACCUAAAGCAGGGUGCGAAUGGAAGGAAAAACCAUGGGCUCUCCUCCUGGCAGGGACCAUGCCCCCCUUUCCUUUGGAACAUGCUGCCCACCCCAUGAACAUCCUUAACUCUGCCCCGAGCCUGUGCCUGCCCUCCCCUCUCUCUGCAGAGAGGAAUCAGGAGCUGGGGCCCCAGGGCAGCUGUGUCCAUGGGUGAGGGUUCCACUGGGCAGGGGCAGGGAAAGGGGACUCUCCUUGCUACUCCUUGGUUCCCCACCUUUGUCUCCAAAGCCUUCCUUUCCUCCAUCCCUCCUACACCUCCUGCCGAUGGUGGCUUCCUCCAGACCUCAGGAGAAGCCUUGGUCUAGAGAGCAGAUGACCUUCAUGGGUUAACUCCUGCCCAGGGCAGGGCUUUACUGUUGGAGGUGUCAGGGGCAGGUGUGAGGGGCACUGCCAGCCCUCAGGGCAAGGCCAGAGCCCAGAGGCAGCAGAGCCUGGCCUCUGCAACUCUGCCCUCUCUCCAGUGCCCAAGGACCACGCCACAGAGUGGGAUGGUCCCUGAAGCCCUGCACAUGAGCCCAUGUCCUGCUGGUUACUUCGAAGUUUAAUGCUUCUGUUUUACUGUGGCUUUAGCCCCUCACAUGCAGGACUUGGUGGGACACCCUCCAUGGGUGGGGACAUCCCCAGGGACAAGGCUGGGUUGGAGGUGGAACAGGAAAAGGGAUGACAGCAGGGCUGAGAGCCCUGGGCACGGAGAGGCAGCCCUGGGUCCCUGCCCCUGUGUCCAAGGAGGUGCCCCCAUCCUCCGGAGCAGGACUUUGGCCCAGUGGAUGCAGAAGGGCAUGCUGGGCUCUGCGCUGGCUGGGGGGAGGGAUUGGUCUUCAAUAAAACAGAGAGGUGCUGUGA